Microthlaspi erraticum is the source of this 1464-nucleotide messenger RNA. The record is from the annotation of a GenBank genome assembly. Lineage: Eukaryota; Viridiplantae; Streptophyta; Magnoliopsida; Brassicales; Brassicaceae.
AUGUCGCUUUCGAAACAAACUGAUAACAGAAACACGAUCGUGGAGGAGACAACGGGAGUUGGGCAUCGGAUCUCAGCGCUCGAACAGAAAGUGGAGAAGAUUAAGAGCUUUCUAGUUAAGAUCGAGAAAUUCCUAGAUGACAAAGAUCGCCUAGAGAAACAGAAUCUCGGUGGAAAAGAGAAGGAGGAGUCGAGUGUUCUAGAUGAGCUGCAGCAGUACCUACGCGACGCCAAGGUUACUAAGAACCAGAAGGAGGAAAUUCAAGCCUCAAGAGCGAUCGCGAGCCAUGCCGGAGGAUCUCCGGAGAGUAGUGAUCCGAUUCUGGAGCAGAAUCAUUUGAUGACUGUGCCUGAGGAGAAGAACGGUUCGUUGACACAGAGUCAUCAAUGGGUUACACAGAAGAACGACGAAUCAUUGACACGGAGGUUCGAGCCUCUGUUUGAUGGAGGUAACGCUGAAGGUUGGGUUAUCAGAGUGGAGCAGUAUUUUGAGAGGGGUAAAGUCACGGAGCAAAAGCUUUUUGGAAUUGUUAAUACAGAGAAGAAGGAUACGCAGGAGGAAAACCACUCAGCUGAGAUGGAUAGAAAUGCCUGCCAGGUGUUCGACGAAAUAACUCAGGAAGGAAAAAAGGUAGCGAAGAAGAGAAAGAAGAAGAGAUGGAAGGCAUCUCUGAAGGUUCAGGAGCGAUUAGAGAAACAAUUGAGUUCUGAAGAGAAACUGAAGACAUCUCUAAGUUGUGAAGAGAUCAGAAAUGGGUUUUACGUUAAUAGGAAACAGGGAGAUAUCAAGAAGAGUAUUUAUGCCUCCCAAGUGUUCGAUAAAAGGUCUAGGAAGAAGAAAAGGGAAACCAGAAAGAGGAAGAAUAAGAAGUUCACAAAAGCUAAGAGAUCUAAGUACAAACGAUGGAAAGGUGAUCCUCUCAACUUUGAGCUUGACAAUACAACAAUUAAUCUGGUCAAGAGUAUGGGACGCAAGGAUCUUCCUAAGUAUCCACAACGAGAAGCUUCUCUAGGCAAAGAGCUGAUAGAAAGGGGAGGCAACAAACGAGCUUUGGCCUUAUCCCUCGUCGAUAAAGAAAUCGCUAGGGCUGCAUUGGAGGGCAAGAACAAGAGUCUGGUCUGGUCUGACUGUAAUGAGGAGAGACAGGUUUGGGAACGACUUGACAUAGCGUUAAUCUGCCGUGCCCGCAUGAAGAUGUCAGCUGCAGGACAAGUAGGAGAAAGGCUUCCCAAGGCCAACAUCUCAAAGCAGCUAUACGGGUCAGCUGCAAUGCUUGCAUUACUGAUAGAUCGUCGUCAUCAGGCCAGACAAGGUAUGCAAGCUCAGGCAGGCCAUGAAGAGGCGUUGGUAAAAUGUCAAGUUCAACAUGAGAACACAAAGCUUGUGGCGAAACAGUCUCUACACUUCAACCUUGAGGACAAGGUUAAAUUCAAAGGCGGGAGUAUUGUUAGGAGCAGUGGUUAA